Messenger RNA from Olea europaea var. sylvestris, 2049 nucleotides. Its product is annotated as EH domain-containing protein 1-like. Gene Ontology annotation, molecular function: protein binding; GTP binding; calcium ion binding. The record is from RefSeq and is a predicted model, not a curated record. Lineage: Eukaryota; Viridiplantae; Streptophyta; Magnoliopsida; Lamiales; Oleaceae. The transcript is spliced from 16 exons. Gene Ontology annotation, biological process: endocytosis; endosomal transport. Gene Ontology annotation, cellular component: plasma membrane; intracellular membrane-bounded organelle; cytoplasm. Bases 123 to 1760 code for a protein of 545 amino acids.
CCCAAAACCGAAGGCAGAGUGACUAAAAAAUAAUUUCACAAAUUUUAAACUUCCAAAAACUUCCAAACGUUCUGAAAUUCAAAUCAGAAUAAGGUAAUUUUGGGGAAUUUUUCAGAUCGAAAAUGGAGAUUGAUUCGGCUUCGAUUAGUCGGUGCUCGAAAGAGCACCAGAAGAUCUAUCAAGAAUGGUUUUCUUUCGCUGAUUCAGAUGGAGAUGGGCGUCUGACUGGAGCCGAUGCUACAAAUUUCUUUGCCAUGUCCAACGUGUCUCGUCAAGAUCUCAAGCAGGUGUGGGCAAUUGCAGAUUCGAAAAGGCAAGGUUUUCUUGGUUUUAAAGAGUUUAUCACUUCAAUGCAGCUGGUCUCCUUGGCACAAGCUGGGCAUGCGAUAACUGGUGAUAUUCUAAACACUGAAGUUGAAUUUGAAAAUUUACAACCUCCAGCCAUGGAAGGACUGGAUGUUCUCCUAGCUAAGAGAAAGCAUAUACCUAAAAGUGAACCCGAACAGAAUGGUAAUCCUCAAGUGCAAUCAUCCCCAUCAGCUAGUUGGUUUACUUCUUCAAAAUCUGCAAAGAAGGUAUCCUUGGCCUCUGUUACAUCGAUAAUUGAUGGUUUGAAAAGAUUGUAUGUUCAGAAGCUGAAGCCACUGGAAGUUACUUACCAAUUUAAUGAUUUUGUUUCGCCCUUACUGGCAAAUAGUGACUUUGAUGCUAAACCAAUGGUGAUGCUUUUGGGUCAGUACUCCACUGGGAAGACAACAUUUAUUAAACAUUUGCUCAAAACUAGUUAUCCAGGAGCUCACAUUGGACCAGAGCCUACAACAGAUAGAUUUGUCGUUGUCAUGAAUGGACCAGAUGAAAGAAGUGUUCCAGGGAAUACAAUUGCUGUUCAAGCAGAUAUGCCUUUUAGUGGUCUGACAACUUUUGGAACUGCAUUUCUGUCAAAAUUUGAGUGUUCUCAAAUGCCACAUCCUCUGCUGGAACAUAUUACUUUCGUGGAUACUCCUGGAGUGUUAUCAGGAGAAAAACAACGAACUCAAAGAAGCUAUGACUUUACUGGUGUAACAUCCUGGUUUGCUGCAAAGUGCGACCUCAUCCUGCUUUUGUUUGACCCCCACAAACUUGAUAUAAGUGAUGAAUUCAGACGUGUCAUUGCAUCUUUACGGGGUCAUGAUGAUAAAAUACGCGUGGUUUUGAACAAGGCUGACCAAGUUGAUACGCAGCAACUUAUGCGGGUAUAUGGAGCGUUAAUGUGGUCCCUAGGCAAAGUGCUGAAUACUCCUGAGGUCAUGCGUGUUUAUAUUGGAUCUUUUAAUGACAAGCCUAUUAACGACGCUGCUGCUGGUCCAAUUGGGAAAGAACUUUUUGAGAAAGAACAGGACAACCUUCUUACAGAUUUGAAAGACAUACCAAAGAAGGCUUGUGAUCGUCGUAUAAAUGAAUUUGUAAAGCGUGCUAGGGCCGCCAAGAUACAUGCUUAUAUUAUCAGUCACCUGAGAAGGGAAAUGCCUGCGAUGAUGGGCAAAGCUAAGACUCAGCAGAGACUCAUCGAUAAUCUGGCUGAUGAAUUUGCUAAGGUUCAAAGGGAACACCAUCUACCGGCUGGGGAUUUCCCUCACGUCGAACACUUUAAGGAGGUUUUGAGCGGAUAUAGCAUCGAUAAGUUUGAGAAAUUGAAACCUAAAAUGAUACAAGCUGUCGAUGACAUGCUCGGAUAUGACAUCCCUGAACUUUUAAACAAUUUCCGGAAUCCGUACGAUUAGGGAUGAACCAAUGCUUUUCAGAGCCAAGGCAGACAUUUUGAAACCAAAAAAAUGAUACAAGCUGUUGAUGAAAUGCUUGGAUAUGACAUCCCUGAACUUUAAGGAAUUUCUGGAAUCCAUACUGUUAGGGAUGAACCAAUGCUUUUCAGGGAGUGUAGCUCAUUAUAUAUACGUUCUCGUUUGAAUUCUAUACCAUGAGUUAAUUAUAUUAUUUGAGGCUCCUAGUGAGCAAAUUUGUACAAUAUUAAGGCUGUGCUGUACAAAUGGAACUUUGGGUUUUUUUCAUUUA